AUGGAGAAGAAUUCUGCAGGCAAAUCAAUUGUCCAACAAGGUAAAAAAAGAAGUGAGGCCAAUGGGUUUGGUACCAGCACAAUUCGUAGCAAAGGCAAUUCAGAGCUAGCAAAUGCAAGUGAAGUAGUGAAAAAGAAGGAAGGCUUCUGCACCUCAUCCGUCAACUAUUCAACAGGAUACCAAAAGGAAUGUAGCAAGUAA
Molecule: messenger RNA, 201 nt
Organism: Dovyalis caffra
Lineage: Eukaryota; Viridiplantae; Streptophyta; Magnoliopsida; Malpighiales; Salicaceae
Source: the annotation of a GenBank genome assembly